CAGCCGCAGCCAUGGCCUCGGACAUCACCCCAGAGGCCAUCGGCUUCCUGUCGGCAGUGGGCGUCUUCAUCGUGGCGUUGGCCGUCCUCUUCCUCUUCAUCAACAAGAAGCUGUGUUUCUCACGUGUCGGCGGACUGCCCUGCCUGGAGCAACGUGGCCGCCGGAGGAAAGGACGAGUGGGGGUCCGCCAGGGGCUCGUGAACAGCUACGGUGACGACGAAGACGACGAUGGCGUCAGCUCCUCCGACAGUGAAGACGAGGUCCUGAAACAGUUCGAGAUCUCUGUGUCGCGUUCGCAGAGUUUUUGCGCCGCAGCAGCGAACGGGGGUGAACAGCGGCCCCAGCAGACCCAGCUAGCGUUGGGUCGACGCCACAAAUUCACCCGCCUGUCGGACCAGGAGGAGGGCAGCACAGAGCCGUCAGACUGUGAAGAAAUGGAGGCCCAGAGCCGGCAGGGUUUCCGGGACCCGCUCUCGGCGGCGUUAGAAGAAAGCGAGAGGGCGUCUGCUCGCUCUCUGGAGAAACCCACCGGGGUCGAGGCAUCCGGCGCCAGGGACAGUCCCGCCCCGAGUAUGAACCGGCAGGCCGCAGACGGCAGCGAGGACACGGAGAAGGCCACGUAUCACGGCAAAAUUGACGCCACAGACAGCUCCUCCACCGGGAACCCUGAGCAAGAUCAGCCUCCCCAAGAUGAGGUCUCGUCACAGCCGGUCAGCUCCUCCCCUCGAUCCCCCAUCUCCAAGUGUGGAGACCUGGUCCUCUCUGUAGAGUACCGUCCCGAUACGGAGAAGCUGCUUGUCUCCCUGAUCGCGGCCCGGGACAUACCCGACAAGGCUCGCACCGGGAUGGACUCCUGGCAGGUGCACAUGGUCCUGCUUCCCUCCAAAAAACAACGGCACAAGACGUCGGUGCAGAAAGGCUCGCUGCCGCACUUCAACGAGACGUUUCGCUUCUCCCGCCUGGAGCCGUCGGACCUGCAGAUGUCGGCCAUCAGGUUCCGGCUGUACGCACUCGGAGGCAGGAUGUCCCGUGAGCGGAUGAUCGGGGAGAAGGUGCUGCGUUUAGGAGGGCUCAACCAUGACGGAGGGAUCAUGGAGACGACGCUGGUUCUGGAGCCUCGCAGUAACCUCAAGAGCGUGGACUCCCAGCUGAGUCUGUCCGCUGUGUCCCAGAGCGACAGCUCGUCCACUCAGUCACUGACCCACGGCGGUGUCCCUGAGCUGCUGGUGGGUCUCGCCUAUAACGCCACAACAGGACGCAUGUCUGUGGAGCUCAUCAAGGGCAGCCACUUCAGAAACCUGGCCAUCAACAGACCACCAGACACCUAUGGGCGGCUGACUCUGCUGAACUCGGUCGGUCAAGAGAUCUCACGGUGUAAGACAUCAGUGCGUCGCGGCCAGCCCAACCCCGUCUACAAGGAGACCUUCGUCUUUCAGGUGGCGUUGUUCCAGCUGUCGGACGUCACCCUGCUGGUCUCCAUCUACAACCGGCGCAGCAUGAAGCGCAAAGAGAUGGUGGGCUGGGUCGCCUUGGGUCAGAAUAGCAGCGGCGAGGAGGAGCAGCUCCACUGGCAGGACAUGAAGGAGAGUCGAGGACAGCAGGUCUGCCGCUGGCACGUCCUGCUGGAGGCGUAACGCUGCCUGCCGCACAGGAUUGAAUUUCUUUUUAAGGUUGAAGGGAGUUUAUUCUUCAUUUAGAAAGUUGGAAAGUAUUGAGAAAAAGAAAAAGACAUCCCUGAGUUUAUUUGCAGAUAGGUAGAUGCAUGUGUUGUCAAAGUCGACGGAUUCAGCACAAUAUCCACUAUCGUCACAUCUGUCCAAAGCUGGGAAGACAUCAAACCUGGCUGGUUAUUGUUUAAACAUAAAGAACAAAUUCAUCUGCUCUUGGAGGCUGAUGAAACUUCAAAAUAAUA
Molecule: messenger RNA, 1912 nt
Organism: Xiphias gladius (swordfish)
Lineage: Eukaryota; Metazoa; Chordata; Actinopteri; Istiophoriformes; Xiphiidae
Gene: syt16
Product: synaptotagmin XVI
Exons: 7
Coding region: 12-1634 (540 amino acids)
Source: RefSeq, a predicted model, not a curated record